AUUUAAUUAAAGAUCUAAUGAAUAAUACUCGUCCAUCACAACUUCCAGCUACAAAAACUACACCAUCAUAAUUACCUUAGAGUGGAUAAUAAUAAAUACCAGAAGGUUAUUAACCAUAAGUUGGUUGGGUUCCAGCAUCUUCAUAGAUUCAACCAAUGGGUAUUAAUCAAGCUAUUCCAAUAUAAUAAACAGGAUUAUUACCAAAUUAACCAUAUUUGUAACAACCAGUUUAUGGUUAAUAAGCUUUGGUUCAAUCAAGUGGUCCAGUGGUCAGUUAAGGAAAUGUAAGAGCCAUUAUUAAGAGUUAUAGGUUAUAAAAGGUGAGUCUAGAAUAGAGUAUAUUCCUUACACAAAGGAAGUGACUGAAUAUGUUACUUAGGAAGUUGUUGAAUACGUUCCAAGAGAGAGAAAGAUAACAGAUUAUUAUGCAGUUGAAUAUGUGACAGAACACAUUCCCCAAGUGAUAUAGGAGAAGUAUAUUGGUAAUAAAUGAAGACUAUGACAGAGUAUGUUCCUGUAGAAACAGUAAAAGAGAGAACAGAAUAUUAAGCUGUGACAAGAUAGAGUGUAAUUUAAUAGCCAGUUGACUAUCAAUAGAUAUAAACAACACAAUAAUAUUAAGGUAAAUCAAUUUAUUUAGUAUACUUAGUGCCAGCAUAAAUAUAAUAUGCAACUACAACAACUAAUCAAUAUUUUCCCUAAACCUAGAGUCAAUUUGCAACAACAGUUCCAGUGACAACAUCCUAAUAUAUUCCAUAAUAAUUUACAUAUGCUUAAUUACCAGCAACAUAAACUGCCAUUUUUGGUUAAUAACCAGCAACAACAACUGCCGUUUUCGGUUAAUAACCAGCUAUAACAUCAACAGCUUAUGGAUAAAUACCAACAACAACAACCACAUAUGGUUAAAUUGCUCCUUAGAUUACUUAUGGUUAAUUACCUCCUACAACAACAACUACAGCUUAUGGUUAAUUACCAUAGACUACAACAGCUACAUAUGGAUAAUUACCAUCUGCUGCUUAUGGAUAAUUACCAUCUGCUGCUUAUGGUUAGGUUACUACAACCUCUCAAUAAUAUAGUACUGGUUGGUAAUAAGUAUAUCCAUCAGCUACAGGAAAUGUUCAAUAGACAUAAUCAAAUAAACCAGGUUUAAGUCCAAAAUAUGCAUGAAAAUAUAAAUACAUAAUUAUUCAAAGUUAUUAAAUAGAUC
This is a messenger RNA of Paramecium sonneborni, 1207 nucleotides long. The record is from the annotation of a GenBank genome assembly. NCBI's taxonomy places the organism in Eukaryota, Ciliophora, Oligohymenophorea, Peniculida, Parameciidae.